Syngnathus acus (greater pipefish) is the source of this 3168-nucleotide messenger RNA. It is a transcript of the gene slc46a1, whose product is annotated as solute carrier family 46 member 1. Gene Ontology annotation, cellular component: plasma membrane. Gene Ontology annotation, biological process: transmembrane transport. The transcript has 6 exons. Gene Ontology annotation, molecular function: transmembrane transporter activity. Lineage: Eukaryota; Metazoa; Chordata; Actinopteri; Syngnathiformes; Syngnathidae. The record is from RefSeq and is a predicted model, not a curated record. Bases 197 to 1672 code for a protein of 491 amino acids.
AAAUCCACACUAGAAGAUAAUCUUUUUGUCAUUUGUGGUGAGCUGUUGAAAACGCUGCCAUUAACUUUUGAUUUACUGGCAAAAACUCAACGCGACAAGAAAAAAGCCCUUUCAUAAUGAUUUACCAGUGCAGCGUGCAUAGAGGGGCGUUUGCAGGCAGUAAGUGAAGUUUCAUGUUUAUUCGAUACGAGUCGAUAUGUACGAGCCGGACACGGCUGCUAUCCUUACGGAUGACGAGGAACUGAAAGCCGAUGGCUCAUACUUUCCGCCCGGCCAUGAUGAGGACACCCUGCAACUGCCACCGCCGACCUCUCGGCCGGCGGGACCGCCGUUUGCGUGUCCGCUUCCAGUGUCCGUGGAGCCCGUCAUGUUCCUGUCCGUGUUUGCCGUGGUCCUCCAGGCGCCGCUGACCACUCAAUAUCUGUGGGACCGAAUUAGCGAAGACGUUGGCUACAAUGCUUCGAAAAUGUCGGAGUGCGGCAACAGAUCCGCGGGGCCAAACGCUCUUCAGAAGGAGGUGGAAACCCUGACAGCACACUGGAACCUCUACAUCAGUCUGGCGGGCUUUUCUGUCGGCUUGCUGGUGGUCCCUCUUCUGGGCUCGUGGAGCGAUUUUGCAGGUCGCAGGCCGGUCCUCAUCAUUCCCAACCUGGGUCUGGCCAUGCAGGUGGUUGUCUACCUCAUAGUGAUGUACCUCAAGCUGCCUGUGGCCUACUUUCUCGUGGGUCGACUGCUCAGUGGACUUUCGGGGGAUUUCAAUGCUAUACUGGCUGCCUGCUUUGCGUAUGUGGCCGACACGAGCGACAGAAAAGCCCGCACUCUCAGGGUGGCGGUCCUGGAAGCUUGUAUUGGGCUCUCUGGGAUGUUUGCCAGCAUUAUCGGAGGGCACUGGAGGCGGAUGCAAGGCUACAUCAACCCCUUCUGGUUGGUCCUGGCAACCAGCCUGAUGUCGGCUCUGUAUGCCUUCCUGUUUGUCCCCGAAUCUGUCGCGAAAGACCCCAGCGCCAAGCUUCUCACCGUUCGCCAUCACAAAGCCGUGUGGCACAUUUUCUCCACCGGGGGCAGCGAGGGCGGCGGAAGGUUCCUGAGAAUCAAACUGUGGCUCUACAUGCUCUGCUUCUUCCUUGUGGUGAGCAUCCACAUCGGGAGCCGCGAGCUGUACGUCCUGUACGAGCUGAGCCCGCCGCUGUGCUGGGUCUCGACGCUCAUCGGCUAUGGCUCGGCUGCUCUGCACUUGUGCUACCUGAGCAGCCUGCUGGGGCUGAAGGUCAUGCUGCACUGGCUGGAGGACUCAUGGGUGGCUGUUAUUAGUCUUGCCUCCAACAUCACUGGGCUGCUGGUUUUCUCUGUGGCGGACACCACUCUGCUCAUGUUCACAGGUUAUGGUUUUUUAUUCUUCUUUGUGGCUGCUACUCCUGUGCUCAGAGCCAAGCUGUCCAAGCUGGUGAGCCAGUCUGAACAAGGUGCUCUCUUUUCCGCCGUGGCCUGUGUGGAGAGCUUGUGUUUCCUCGUGGGUAGUGGCCUCUUCAACUCUGUCUAUCCAGCCACGCUGCACUUCAUGAAGGGCUUCGCCUUCCUCUUGGCCGCCAUCCUCCUCCUCAUCCCAGCAAGUAUAAUCGGGACGCUGCGUUGUUUGGAGAUGAGAGAACUCAGCGACGCCAUGGCAUCCUGACCUGCACAAUCAGACCAAAAAUAAAUACCAAUGGCAUCACUGUAGCAGAGGGAGGAACGCAAAUGAUUCUUCCCACUAACACAUUUUACUUGAAAGAGUGAGAGCCAACAAAUUAGUGAAUAAGGGUGUAUUCAGAUCAGAAAAGUCCUUUAGUCCACUUGUUUGGUCCGGACCAAAAGCGGACUUAAUUUGUUUCGUUUGGUGCGGUUCCCAUUCAGACUGUACAUUUUGCAAGUGGAGUAUAUUUUGUAGACACAUCCACGCUUGUGACGAUCUGUGCUCCCAUUCCCGGAAAUAGAGGAAAACAUGCUGAUUAACUAAUAUUUUAUCCAGUUUGUCAAACCAAGGGCACUGGUCGUUUUCGUCACCUGAACUCCCGCUCUUCUUUAAGGCGUCUCGUACUUUCAUGUAAGUUUGGUGAAGUUUUUUUACUUUGACUCAGCAUUGUUCAUGGGACCGCUCGAAGCACCUCUCCUUCAUUUUCUCACUAAACAUGCCGAACACGACCGCAUUUUUGUGUGUCUUCUCUAGCAGUUGUAUAAUAUGUGUAUCUGCCCAUAUAUUCAAGAGGCACAGUUUCUUUUCAUUGCCCCCACGGCUCAUUUUUUGUAGCAUUCAACUGUUAGCAGCACUGAAAAGCUAAUUUUUCCCACGGUGUCUUGCUACGGUGUCUUGCACCUGCAUAAAAGGUCCGGACCAGCAUUACAAUCGAACCCGGUCCUUUUAAAGUGGACCAAACAGUCAGGUCUGAAUACACUUUAAGUUCACUAAAAAUGAUUCUGCAAUUGCAAAAAGUCAAUGAAGGGAAAACUUGUUUUUAUGCAUUUAUUUUUGCGCAUUGUGAAUCAUCCAAGAGGCUGCAUUUCAAUAUGAAUACAAUAUUGAAACUGAUUUUAUUCUGUCCAUUUGAAAAAUAAUAAUCGUCCAAAGCACAAGUGCAAUAUUGUUGAUUCACAUUUCUUCAUUAUUGUAUACAUAUUGUUCAAAGAGAACCAGCGUAAUGUCAUUUUUAGUCCGUCCAAUUUUUUAACGGUUAUCUGAUUUUAAUCCAUCCAUAUUUUUGACAAUUGUUAUAUGGAAAUGAAUGAUUUUUAAAAAAUAAUGAACUGUUUUUUUUUCCUGUAUUUAAAAUAAUUGUUACUUUUGUCAGAUUCUUGUUUGUUUUCAGUGACCUUUGUGUGUGUUUUUUUUUAAAUUUCUUUAACAGAAGGGAACCAACAAUUUAGACUGCGUGCAGAAAAAUGGGAAUCAUGUAACCAGUUGGGGAUUACUGAGUUAGAACUUGAAGCAAAGCAACACCGGAUAGUCCCUCAGCACACAGGCACACACAACAUGGAGCCGUCCGGGUUGCACUGUGAGCUAACAAAUCAGCUUUAAAAUGCACAACGGGAAGAGCAGAGGUCAAACAGCAUAUUGGCUUGUUGGGAUUGAGCUGUGUGUUUUCUACUGGAAGGACACUUGUAAUAUUUCAGAAAUAAAAAUGUUUUUAAGAUGCA